ACCAUAGAGGAUACGAUUCAAGUCAGGUCAAUAAUCAACUGACAUUGACAAUUAAUUGUAUCAAUAAAAUGGCUGCUAUUAAACCCCCCUUUACCUUUGAAACGGCCACGCAAAAAGUCAAGGCCGCCCAGGAUUUAUGGAACAGCCAGGAACCUACGAAAAUCGCCAAAGCGUAUACUCCCGACUGCAUCUGGCGCAAUCGCACGGAUUUCCUCCGCGGAACCGACGCGAUCGUGGCAUUUCUCACUGCCAAAUGGAACCGGGAGAAAUCGUAUCGUCUGCGCAAGGAACUCUUUGCCUUCACCGACAACCGCAUCGCGGUGCAGUUCUGGUACGAGUACCGCGACGGCAGCGACGGCGACCGCUGGAAACGCUGCUACGGCCUGGAGGACUGGACGUUUGAUGCCGAGGGGAAGAUGUGCAAGCGGAUGAUGAGUGGGAACGAUCUUGUCCUGGGGGAGGGCGAGCGGUGGUUUGUUGAGGGAGUGGACGUUGAUCUGGUUUCGAUUGGGGAGAGCCAUUGGUAAUUGGAUAGUUAUCAGGUAAUAGUACCACAUAAUAGUAAUUGUUUACCAUAGUUGAGACUGGAGACUUUAAUUAGUCUAAUUAAUUAAGAUUAUUGGGUUUAACUAAUCAUUAAGACUAAUGGGUU
Messenger RNA from Penicilliopsis zonata CBS 506.65, 652 nucleotides. RefSeq lists its product as hypothetical. The coding region runs from base 69 to 527 and encodes 152 amino acids. The record is from RefSeq and is a predicted model, not a curated record. The transcript has 2 exons. Lineage: Eukaryota; Fungi; Ascomycota; Eurotiomycetes; Eurotiales; Aspergillaceae.